Messenger RNA from Pocillopora verrucosa, 2172 nucleotides. RefSeq lists its product as uncharacterized. The record is from RefSeq and is a predicted model, not a curated record. NCBI's taxonomy places the organism in Eukaryota, Metazoa, Cnidaria, Anthozoa, Scleractinia, Pocilloporidae.
UAUGAAUGACUUCCCACAGUUUGGCACACCAAGUGAAUGUUGAACAAGGGAGAUACACCAGCAAAAUGUCGUGUCCUCAUCGCAGCGCUGUAGUGGUGAUUUUGUGUCUAUUUUCGCUGUUCCCUGGUUCAAUUCGAAGUUCCCCCGGAUACGUCUUCGAACACAACAACUACUUUUACAAGUUUGUAUUUCCUGAGGAUGACACUCGAACUUGGUACGAAGCGGAAACGCUUUGUAAGACGCGUGAAAACGGCCAUUUGACAAGCCUUGUAUCUAACAGAGAGAUCGAAUGGGUAAAUGGUGUGAUAAAAAACGCCGUACGAGAUUCGCAGACCAAAGUCAGGCUUUGGAUCGGAGGGAACGACCAGAGAAUUAAUGAUGUAUGGGAUUUCCUCGACGGGGAACCUCUACGGUAUAAUGUUGUUCCCUGGGCGCCCGGACAGCCAUGGAGACCCCUGGAUGUACAUUACGCCUACUGUGUCUCUCUUGAGUUUGAAGGUGAAAGCUCAAGAUGGUACGUUGAGGACUGCUUUAAGGCGCACGGUUAUAUCUGCAAGUCAAAGCAGCCGUCUUCAAGAAUCACGGAGAAAAAGAGAUUCGGAUACAGUUGGGAAUGGGGAAAUCACAUUUACAAAUUCUUCCCUCUACCGUGGACCGGUCUGAGUUGGACAGAGGCGGAGGAGUACUGCUCGGUAAUGGAGAAAGGCCAUCUGCUAAGUAUCCGAUCUCGGAAAGAAAGCCGAUGGGUCACCGACAGAAUCCGACAAAUUCGUCAGGUAAUCGGCUUCCGAAAGUUAUGGAUUGGAGCAUCGGAUUUUGGACAUGAAGGAGAGUACGAAUGGUCCGCUAAAAAACUACCUGUUACUUUCCAACGAUGGGCUCAUGGCGAGCCUUCUCAUUUCUCUAAACAUCACAGAGAGGACUGUAUAGCUAUUCGUUCUCAUCCUGAUUGGGGAAAAUGGAGUGACGAGAGCUGUGUGAUGGAACAUCCCUUCAUAUGCAAAACAAGACUGUGUCUUGGUAAAACAGACUUGGCAUUUAUGGUCGAUUCCUCGACAUCCGUCGGCGAAAGUAACUUCCAGGAAGCUAAAGACUUUGUGUGGUCCGUAGUCAGAAACUUUCCAAUCUCAAACAACGACACACGUGUUGCUGUCAUCCGCUACUCCUCACAAGCGGAUGUGAUUUUUGAUUUUCAAUUCAGUGCCAAAAACAAUGUACCCUUUCUCAAAGAAACGCUUGACAAUAUGGAAUACGUUGGCGGAGAAACGAAAACUGAGUUAGCAUUGGAUCUCGCGCGCACGGGCCUAUUCACAGAAAAGAGAGGAUCGAGAACAAAAGUACCGAAAAUUCUCGUGGUGAUGAGUAAUGGAAAAUCGGACGACGCCUUAGCUGUUGCGCGUACAUCCAUGGCCUUGAAAAGACAGGAAGUGACCGUGGUGGUGGUGGCAAUUGGUGACGAGGUGGACUUGGAGGAGCUGCUGUUAAUGGCAUCGACCCCUGAAGACGUCAUAAGUGUUAGCACAUUUAGUACGCUGAAGAAACGGGUGGGAAAAAUCAGGGAUAAAGUCUGUGACGAAAUGGUUGAGAGUCAAAAUAGGAGAGAGCUUGAGGAGGAAGAGGAAAACAGCGUUAAAUAACCUGUGCGUUGUCGAAAUGACUUUUCAAUAUCAAUAUGGCGGCUGUAGUAGCAGUAAAUUGUAAAUUCAAUAGACUUUUUAUUUGAAAAUUAGACGCACAGUUUCAUAUUAUCAUCGUAGAUUUUUGUUUUUUAAUUUAUUUAUUGACGCUGCAUUGAAGAACUUUUGCAAAUUACUAGAGCUGGCACAACGGACGUGAAUAUAAGAUGGAGACUGGGCCUGCACGCUCCAAGCAGCACAGGCAUAUUUUUUUAAUGUCCGCAUCACCAAAAAAAAAAAAGAAAAGAAAAAAAGCUGAUCAAAAGAAAAAAUAACUCCAUUCGGAAUGUGUCGAGAAAGUGAUAGUUCAUUAUCGUAUGUCCAUUGAAAAAAAAAGAGAAGCUUGUGAUUGAUAUUGUAAUAGAGGUUGCGAUAUUUUUUCGUUUUAAAAGUUCGCACGUUUCGAAUGCAUCAGUUGUUAUUUUGGCUAGAUUUUGUGCGCAGUUAGUCCGUAAAAUCUAAGUUGGAAAUAAAAGUUACUAUGUUCCCAAAACAA